CUCUCACUCUCUCUCCGUCUCGAUCUCUCUCUCGGCGUCUGGGGAAUCUGAUUGAAGUCCCAUCGGCGGCAAAUUUCCGAAGGUUCAGAUGACUGAUCUGAGCCGGAGUUCAACUUUAGAGGACGAUCCCCUACAUGCUUACUCAGGUCUAUCGCUUUUUCCUCGCACGCUGAAAUGCUUGUCCUAUCCUCUUCCUCCUCCUCUCUAUCAAUCAGUCGAUCUACACCAGACCCAUACUCUCCUUGAAUCUAUGCCUUUUGAAAUCCAAAAAGAGCACCAGGAGCAGGCAAAGGCUAUCUUGGAUGACAACGCAGAACUCUUAAAGCAAGGCAUUGGAACCAGUGUAGCAUCAGAAAAUACGAAUGUAGGUGCCAAGAUGAAGACUAUCCCAAAUAAACGAGAAAGAAGACCGGGAUAUGAGCGUAAGCGAGAACCUUUUACUAUCAAGCCUAGAACCAGUCAACCACCUCAAAAUGAACCAAGCUUUGAUCCUAGUAAAUAUCCAAAACCCGAAGAGUACUUUGCUGCGUAUGAAAGAUUUAAAAUUGCCAAACGAGAAUGGGAUAAGCAGAGUGGCACCCUUGUAACAGAUACACACCAGAACAAGCCAUCAAGGCGCCCUCGCAGACCAGAAAUGCCAGGGAGAAAACGGGGUUCAUACAAGCAUACUUAUACGGAUCGUUUUCUCACCAACCUGAAAGCGUCAGAAAAGGAAAACCCCAUUCCUUCUGAACAAAACUUAGAGAAGACCACAGCUAUACAUGUUACGACAGCGGACAGAGAAGUAGAUGAUUCAACCGUUAACACAGCCAAGGGCUUAAAUAAUGUUUUGACUGAGUUGCUUGCUUGCUCUCCGGAUGAGCUUGAGGGGGAUGCUGGUGUCAAGCUUUUGUUGGAACGUUUGCAUAUCAAGCCCAUUGAUAAACAAAUCCCUUCUCUCCCUGUCUUGCCUGACUUUCCAGAUGUUACAAGAACGCGCUUGAAGGCAGCUGGAAGGUCGAACCCAUCAAACCAGAGGACUGCACUGUCAAGUAUACAGAAUUUGCUAAAAGGGAUUAACGGUGAUGCGAGACGAAAAAAUAGCCUGUCAUCACCAUCAAAUCCACCAGAGGAUCACUUUUCAUUUCCUGACAGACAAUGUUUGCUUCCAGGAGAUGAACAGUCUAGAGAGGUAGAUCUAGCAAAGGAUUUGAAUGUCGGUUUCAGAUCUUCAAUGGCCAACGAUGCUGGUAAAGUUAUAAAUAAUGCAUGCCCAUCUAAUGUGGGCACAGUAUACGUUGGUAGCGAUUUCGGCAGCUCAGUGCAGAAGAGUUCCUGUGAAAGUGGUUCUGAUACUCAUUCUGGCAUCCAUAGAUCUCCUUCAAGUCCAGAUAGGAACGCAGAUAAUUGUGUGGAUGAUAGCAUCACAAACAUAAAUUCAGCCACUCGAGAGGUGAACGUAAAUAUGCAAACAAAAGGAAAUGAGGGAGAUUUGCCCAUGAGUGAAAGUGAAGCAAACAGAAACACUGGCAGAAGAGCAAAUGAUGCUGAUUUCAGUGAAGAAACUGAACAAUUAGACAACCUGGCGGAAUCUGCAUCUAGAGAGGUUGUAAGAAUGGAUCCUUUUACUGUAGAAGAGGAUAGCAUCCCAGAUCAGCAAGGUGAGUCCUCAAAAUCUCCAAACAGAGCUCCAGAACAAUACAACGCAAUGGAUGGAUCCUUUGAACAUGCAGAGCACAUUCAAGGACAACAUGGAGAGGAAAAUAACAACACUGACACUGCUUGUGGACUUCAAGUAGAAAAUGCUCAGCAGGAGGUUCACAACUCUUCACACAAACAAACAAAUAAACGGAGAAACAGAGGAUCUUGUGAAAGCAAUAUGAAAAAGCGAAGCAAAACUGUGCACGACGAGAGUGAGGGAGACAAGAAAAUGAAAACAUCUUCUCAUGAAAGUGGAGGAAAGAAGCAAACCAAAAUAAAAUCGAACAAGGGAGAGGAGAAGAAGCAAACGAAAAAAUUAACACGUGAGAGUAAACUAUUCUCUCGUAGGAAAAGCCUUGCAGGUGCUGGUCUUCAAUGGGAAAAAGAAUCUGGUGUCAGACGAAGUACAAGAAUUAAGUCGAGACCACUUGAAUACUGGAGAGGUGAAAGAUUCUUGUAUGGACGCAUUCAUGAGAGUUUGACUACUGUUAUCGGCAUAAAGACUGCAUCAGCGAAAAAGGGCGAAAAUGAAAAGCGCGUAUAUAAGGUGAAAUCAUUUGUCGCUGAUGAUUACAAAGAGCUGGUUGAUUCAGUCGCCUUGUAUUGAUGAAUCAUAAUGCUAGGAGGAAAGUAAUCAAAGCAAAUUCUGUUUUAAUCGUAAAUCUGUUUAUGCUUAGUUUUAUCUACGACCAUCAGUUUGGUGGUCGAAACCUGUGAUUCUGUCUCUGUCGAACCGCAACUGUGUUGGACUUCCUAAAAACGGAACCGAGAGUUUCAACUUUCAGUUGGUUUCUUCCAUAUGUUUACUAGUCAUGUUGCCCUUUGUAAUAACGGUGAUUAGCCUCAACGUCUUUGGUAUUCUUU
This is a messenger RNA of Eutrema salsugineum, 2544 nucleotides long. RefSeq names its product centromere protein C. Gene Ontology annotation, biological process: spindle attachment to meiosis I kinetochore; attachment of mitotic spindle microtubules to kinetochore; kinetochore assembly. Bases 89 to 2287 code for a protein of 732 amino acids. Gene Ontology annotation, cellular component: kinetochore. Gene Ontology annotation, molecular function: centromeric DNA binding. Lineage: Eukaryota; Viridiplantae; Streptophyta; Magnoliopsida; Brassicales; Brassicaceae. The transcript is spliced from 11 exons. The record is from RefSeq and is a predicted model, not a curated record.